AAAAGGGUCCAAAAUUUUAAUUCAAUGGAUCUGUACAAAACCAGAUCACCAUCACGUGAUUUGAAACCACUUUCAGCUGAAAAUUAUGGAGUACAAAAUCGGAGAAAAGAGAAGGUGUCGUCGACAAAGAGGAUUAAAACAGAGUUGACUUUUAGAGACAAAAACAGAGACAUUUCCAAGUGUUUCACAGAUAGUCUUUUCUUGAUCAAUCAAGGAUUUUCCAGAUGUUUAGAAGCUAAGGCACAGUAUACAGUUCAGAGACCACUCUGUUUUCUUACCAAAGCUAACUUGCAAAAUGGGUGGUGUCGUCAGAGAGAGGAUAUGUUUAUUGGCGAUCUCGAUUCUCUGUUCUUUCUCCUCCUUCAUCUUAGUGACAUCAUUAAACGAAGAAGGGCUUAUCCUUCUGGAGUUUAAAGCUUUGCUUAAUGACUCCAAUGGCUAUCUCGGAAGCUGGAAUCAGUCAGAUUCAAAUCCCUGCAACUGGACUGGAAUCGCGUGUACUCGUCUCAGAACUGUAACUUCUGUUGAUCUCAAUGGGAUGAAUCUCUCAGGUACACUAUCUCCUCUCAUAUGCAAGCUUCAUGGUUUAAAGAAACUGAAUGUCUCCACCAACUUCAUCUGUGGUCCAAUCCCACGAGAUUUAUCUCUGUGUCGAAGCCUAGAGGUUCUUGAUCUCUGCACAAACAGGUUCCAUGGAGUGAUUCCAAUUCAGAUAACCAUGAUCAACACUCUUCAGAAGCUUUAUCUAUGCGAGAAUUACCUUUUCGGUUCAAUCCCUAGAUAUAUCGGUAGCUUGAGUUCACUCCAAGAGCUUGUGAUCUACAGCAACAAUCUCACCGGAGUAAUCCCUCCUUCUAUGGGGAAACUGAGACAUCUCAGGGUCAUUAGGGCAGGACGGAACGCGUUCUCUGGUGUGAUUCCUUCUGAAAUCAGCGGAUGCGUGAGCCUAAAGGUACUUGGACUAGCAGAGAAUCUUCUUGAAGGUUCUCUCCCUAAGCAGCUCGAGAAGCUUCAAAACCUCACUGACUUGAUACUCUGGCAAAACCGUUUAUCCGGCAAGAUACCUCCUUCUGUUGGAAACAUCACCAGUCUUGAGGUGCUUGCGCUGCACGAAAACUACUUCACGGGAUCUAUUCCAAGAGAGAUUGGGAAGCUAGCAAAGUUGAAAAGGCUGUACCUUUACACAAACCAGUUAACCGGAGAGAUACCUCGCGAGAUCGGAAACUUGACAGAUGCAAUGGAGAUAGACUUUUCAGAGAAUCAGUUAACGGGUUUCAUACCAAGAGAGUUUGGUCAGAUGUUAAAUCUGCAAUUAAUUCAUCUUUUUGAGAACAAUCUUCGAGGUCCGAUUCCUAGGGAGCUUGGAGAACUUGCACUGUUGCAGAAGCUAGACUUGUCUAUCAAUAGACUAACCGGUACUAUCCCACGAGAGCUUCAGUUCUUAACUUAUCUUGUUGAUCUGCAACUCUUUGACAACCAGCUUGAAGGGACGAUUCCUCCUCUUAUCGGUUUCUACAGCAACUUUUCUGUUCUUGACAUGUCUGCAAAUCUUCUUUCUGGUUCAAUUCCUGCUCAUUUCUGCAGAUUCCAGAAGCUGAUACUUCUGAGUCUUGGUUCGAACAAGUUAUCAGGGAACAUCCCGGACGAUCUUAAAACCUGCAAGUCGCUGACAAAGCUAAUGUUAGGAGAUAACCGGCUAACAGGAACUCUUCCCGUUGAGUUAUUUAAUCUUCAGAACCUCUCUGCAUUAGAGCUUCACCAAAACUGGUUAUCAGGGAACAUAUCCGCAGACCUAGGAAAGCUGAAGAAUCUAGAGAGACUGCGUCUAGCUAACAACAAUUUCACCGGUGAAAUUCCUCAUGAGAUUGGGAAUCUCACAAAGAUUGUUGGAUUAAACAUCUCCUCCAAUCAGCUCACAGGUUACAUUCCUAAAGAGUUGGGGAGUUGUGUCACUAUCCAGAGGCUUGACCUUAGCGGCAACAAGUUUUCUGGAUACAUAGCAGAAGAGCUUGGCCAGUUGGUGAAUCUAGAGAUUUUGAAGUUGUCUGAUAAUAGAUUGACCGGAGAAAUUCCUCAUAGCUUUGGAGAUCUUACUCGGCUCAUGGAGUUACAACUAGGAGGCAAUCUCUUGUCUGAAAGCAUCCCUGUGGAGCUCGGUAAAUUAACCUCUCUGCAAAUCUCACUCAACAUCAGUCACAAUAAUCUCUCGGGCACGAUUCCAGACAGUUUAGGGAAUCUUCAAAUGUUGGAGAUACUUGACUUAAACGACAACAAGCUUUCAGGUGAGAUCCCUGCAUCAAUUGGGAAUCUCAUGAGCCUCCUCAUCUGCAAUAUCUCAAACAAUGACUUGGCAGGGACUGUACCAGACACAGCAGUCUUUCAGAGGAUGGAUUCAUCAAACUUUGCUGGAAACCACGGUUUGUGUAACCCUCGGAGAAGCCACUGCGAAUCACUUGUCCCACAUUCUGAUUCAAAGCAAAACUGGUUAAUGAACGGUUCACAGAGGCAAAAGAUCUUGACAAUCGCUUGUAUAGUGAUCGGCUCAGUUUCUCUUCUCACUUUUCUUGGUAUCUGUUGGGAAAUAAAGCGACGUGAACCAGCGUUUGUUGCUCUUGAGGAUCAGACAAAACCGGAUAUCAUGGACAGCUACUAUUUCCCUAAACAAGGUUUCACAUAUCAAGGCCUUGUGGAUGCAACUAGAAACUUCUCUGAAGACAUGGUUUUAGGGAGAGGAGCGUGUGGAACGGUUUACAAAGCUGAAAUGUCAGAUGGUGAAGUGAUAGCCGUCAAGAAGCUGAAUUCUCGAGGAGAAGGAGCUAGUUCUGAUAAUAGCUUCAGAGCUGAGAUAUCAACACUUGGAAAGAUAAGGCACCGGAAUAUAGUGAAGCUAUAUGGUUUCUGCUAUCACCAGAACUCAAAUCUUCUCUUGUAUGAGUACAUGUCAAAGGGAAGUCUCGGGGAACAGCUUCAGAGAGGUGAGAAAACUUGCUUGUUGGAUUGGAAUGCUCGAUAUAGAAUCGCACUCGGUGCAGCAGAGGGUUUGUGUUACCUCCAUCAUGAUUGCAGACCACAAAUAGUUCACCGCGACAUUAAAUCAAACAACAUUCUUCUUGAUGAGCUUUUCCAGGCUCAUGUGGGAGAUUUUGGCCUGGCUAAGUUGAUUGAUCUCUCUUACUCAAAGUCCAUGUCAGCUGUUGCUGGCUCUUACGGAUACAUAGCUCCAGAAUAUGCGUACACCAUGAAGGUGACAGAGAAAUGCGAUAUCUAUAGCUUUGGAGUUGUGCUUUUGGAGCUGAUAACAGGAAAGCCUCCGGUUCAACCGUUGGAGCAAGGAGGGGAUCUAGUCAAUUGGGUUAGAAGAUCAAUACGUAACAUGGUACCAACAAUUGAAAUGUUUGAUGCGAGGCUGGAUAUGAAUGACAAGAGAACGGUUCAUGAGAUGUCUCUAGUCCUAAAGAUUGCACUGUUCUGCACCAGCAACUCUCCAGCUAGUAGACCAACUAUGAGAGAAGUUGUCGCUAUGAUUUUCGGAGCUCGGGAAUCAACUAGCGCCUCCUCUUCCUCUUCCUUCACAUCAGAAACUCCUCUUGAAGAAGAAAACUCCUCCAAAGAAAUUGACUUUGCUGCAUCACCUUGAAGUCAACAAAUUAAUCCGGUUAGUCCGGUUCGGUACAGAGAGAGGAAUCUAAAAUUGUUAAUUCUGGUCCACUUGAGCCUCUAAUGACCAAGACAUUCUAAACAUUGCAGAACAUGUAAAGCAUGAUUAAACUAUUUUUGCAAGAGAACAAAACAGAGUCCAGGAACUAGAUUUUCCUUCCCCGUGAAAUAAAAUCAAUUUGUUUAGAGGAAA
Messenger RNA from Eutrema salsugineum, 3850 nucleotides. RefSeq names its product leucine-rich repeat receptor-like serine/threonine-protein kinase At1g17230. Gene Ontology annotation, cellular component: plasma membrane. The record is from RefSeq and is a predicted model, not a curated record. Gene Ontology annotation, biological process: protein phosphorylation. Lineage: Eukaryota; Viridiplantae; Streptophyta; Magnoliopsida; Brassicales; Brassicaceae. The transcript has 4 exons. Bases 296 to 3637 code for a protein of 1113 amino acids. Gene Ontology annotation, molecular function: ATP binding; protein kinase activity; protein binding.